This is a messenger RNA of Salmo salar (Atlantic salmon), 2700 nucleotides long. NCBI's taxonomy places the organism in Eukaryota, Metazoa, Chordata, Actinopteri, Salmoniformes, Salmonidae. The record is from RefSeq and is a predicted model, not a curated record.
AUGCUGUUCUCACUGUUCCCUCUACAGCAUAAACAUUGGUCCAAAUACAGACCCUUGGGGUACCUCGGCGUAGGAUUUUGAUUUAGAUCUAUAGGAUGGUACAUCUUGAAACGAACUGAACAUUUGUCAUUCCCCGUAUUUUAAUGUGCCUUUCAGGUCUCUCCAAGUAAAGUAGCGAGAAGGAGGCGAUAAGAUCAGAGGUACGGUGGUGGGGAGAGGAUGAUCUGAAACAACACUGUGAGAACGAUAGAAAAAAGACAGAUUGGGGGAGGCUGAGAUGACGGCAGGGUAGGAGAGUUGAUGAGAAGAGUGAGGGAGGAAGGGAAGGAGGAGGCGACUGAACAGGUCAUACAGACCAAAAGGUGCAUCGAGGAAGGCACCUAUGUCAAGCUGCUAUAGUCAAGGUUCCUUACAGUUAACUGAAAGGGAGGGAAAACUCAAGAGUGAACAAAAAGAACAGCUAGGGAGAGUUGCAUGUGGUAGGAUAGGGAUUUGAGCAACAGACAGAAGAUCAGAUGCAUCCAAAAUGGCGCAUCUCAGUGUAGCUGACGACUGAGCUGGUCUGGGGAUUGGAUUGGGGUCAACUCGGCCGGAACUCGACCUCCGGUUUAGAACCAGUCUCAUUGACCACCUGGCAGAUCAUCAGCAACCUAUGACCUAACGCUCUGUUGGAAAUCUACACAACACAUGCUGACAGUGAUGGAGGUGUCUGUGCAGCUGUAUGCGUUGCUGUUGGGUGGAGCGGUCGCCCUGUCACUCAUCCUGUUGACUGGCCUGUGUCUCAGCUGCAGAAGACACAACCUGCCUACGUCCAUUCAGCAGCGUUACAGUGAGGAUUACACUCAGCACACCCCAGGUUUUGGCUUGGCCCACCCACCAUACAACCCCUCUGCUGCCACAAGCUGGGGUGCUCCCCCUUCCAGCCUUCUUUCACCCAUUUCACCACAGAUCGUUCUGAGACCGAACUCUGUCACACCGACUGAAAAUGAGAGUAAUGACGGCUAUGAGAGUCCAGGAGAUGAGUAUGUCAACGAGGACAGCUAUGAACAAGGAUACCUAAUGGUGUUACCAUCAGUUCUUCCUGGGACUGGGUCUCUGCGUCAUUCCAACCAAUGUCUAAGCUCCCAAGGCACAGAAAACAGUGGCGCGGUUGACAAUAUGAAAAUCAAUAUGAAUGUCGACGUGGAAAAGAGUGAUGACAGUGAUGACGGCAGCAACGACUAUGUCAAUACUAAAGAAAACAGUGGAGCAGAGGGCAACAUGAAUAUCGACGUGGAAAAGAGUGAUGACAGUGAUGAAGGCAACGACUAUGUCAAUACUAAAGAUAUGUGAAGCCUCCCCAUCAUGUAGCUGAUUCCGACGGGGAGGGAAUUGAUGAGUCGCUCGACUGCUGGAUUUGAGUGCAACCAAGUUUGUCAAAGACUACACAGCGUAACUAACAUCUACAUAGGGGUUCUGCAAUAUGGACAAGAGCACUGUGCAACUCACUGCUGUGGCUGAUGAAACUUUUCAAAAGACCUUAAUCUCAUCCACCAGCCGUCUCUCUCCGAACUAUGCGGUAAUAAUUAAGGCAUAGGGAGGACAUGUAAGAUUUAUUGUAUGGCUUCGAACACCUCUCUUGGUGCCCCAGCUGCUUGUGAGCUACCAGCUAUAACCAUGAUUUUUGUUCUUAUCUUUAAGCUUUUUUCUGACUAUUAAAGAGAGGAUGACAGUAGGGAAAGAUAAAGGUGGUGUCAAAGGGCAGUAGGCCAGAUUUGAACCCAUGUUGACGGCAUUACCGUUUUCAAUGUAUGGAUUUGCUGACGACUCCUGAGAAUGUUCGUUCUAGUUUACCCAUUUUCUCUUAGCUGUAUUUAUACUUUUUUUUUUUUUUACUGUGGAAUCAUGUUAACUACAUUCAAAUCUGGUUUUAUAGUUGAAGUUACUUUUGUCACUAUAUAAGAAAUGCUUUGCCAUAAUCUGUAGCCCUAUUCGGACAGGAUAAGUUUCACUGGGGGAGCUCAGUUAGUGUAAUGUGCAUGAGCACAAAUCACAUCUGUAAUUUCAGUCCCAUUUUAGUAAUACUUUUUUUUUAAUAAUCCCAUCCCUAAGGUUGGGUCCUCUGAUAGUGUGAAUCGUCAUCCCUGUGUUUUGAGGGAUAUUACAGUUUAACAGGUGCUGCACCUGGUUUGGGAAUGCACUUGGGAACACAUUGAUGCUUAAAACAGUGCUAUGAAUGUAGCGUAAUGAUAAAUUCUGUUUGGUCACAACUUCCCUAGUGCCAUACUUCUUUUACAAGAUGAAGUGGAUGAUACUGUGCCAAAUACGUCCGGUAAUUAAGUCUGCAUAGGUUCUUAUUGAUAUGCAUUAUUUUUGACUUUCUCCGAACUGAAGGCCAUUAGGCUGUCCCAAGAUGCGAAAUAUCUUCAUGCCUAGAAGAGCCUCCAGUCAUAAUGGUCCAUUUUGAAUGAGGGAAAAAAUGAAUCCCAUCCGAAUCGUCCUCUGGAAAAACUGACAGCUGACUUUCUACAGUAAUACUAAUCCUGUGAGAAUAGGGCUUAAACCAUGUGUGUGAUUUCUGAAUGCAUUGUGUUAUAGCAAGAUUGGGUGAUGCGCCAUGGGUGGCAUAGUUUACUAUUAAUGAUUCAAAUCAGUUUAUGGUGAAAUUCACAAAUGCUUAUGUUUGUCAUAUACCUUUAAAAUAAAUCUAAAUGAACAAGA